AGCCAACAGAUGAAGUUGGGAGUUUGAGUUAUUGGUAGACAAUGCGUAUAUUUUGUAUUGCCCUUUUGGGCGCCUGCGUGGCACUCGCAUACGGUGCGCAUAUCCCAACGGAGACGGCAGUAAGCGCCGAAGCAGUGAAGCCACAGUCUGCAGCAGCUAACGUUCCGUGUUGUGAAAGUGUUCGACAAACUCUAUUGGAGAUUCGGAAAGAUAUUCGGUUAUGGCUCUUGGAUAGGUUAUUCGGUAGAUUGAUUGUGGAAAACGAUAAACGUGCAAACUGCUCAAAUAAUCAGAUAACUUCGACAGGCGAAGAGUCUGUACAACAGAAUACAAUUCAAUUUGACUCGAUCAUUAACGAUAUAAGAAGCACUAUUCCGCAUAAUCAUAGAACUGCGGAGCGGAGUGAUGUGAAGUCGACCACCUCAGGCGAUUCCAUCGCAAAGGUGGUUUCCGAAGUCACUAAUACCGGAAACACCCAGUCUAGAUCAUCUACGACUACGACCAACUCUAAGCAAACGAGCUCUUUAGUUGAAUCCGCCGUGAAAGUGAUUUCCGCAGAGACGAACACCGCAAUCAUCAAAUCAGGACCUAUUUCAACUACAACAACAACCACCUCUAAGAAAACACGCUCAAUAGUCGAUCCUGUCAUGAAAGUGACUUCCAAAAAGCAGUCUGGAUCCUCCGAGACAACUACCACAACUAAUAACACUAAGAAAACUAACUCAUCAGUUGAACCUGCAGUGAAAGUCGAUUCCGGAAACAGCGAAUCUAAAUCCUUUGAGACGGAGACUACGACGACCACUACUAAGUCUGGCUCUUCAGCAAAGCCUGCCGUAAAAGUUGAUUCCGGAAACAGCCAAUCUGAGUCCUCUGAGACGAAGACUACGACGACCACUGUCACUAAGAAAACUGGCCCAUCAGUUGAACCUGCCGUGAAAGUCGUUUCCGGAAACAGCCAAUCUGGGUCCUCUGAGACGAAGACUACGACGACCACUACUAAGUCUGGCUCUUCAGCGAAGCCUGCCGUGAAAGAGACUUCUGGAAACAGCCAAUCUGGGUCCUCUGAGACGAAGACUACGACGACCACUACUAAGUCUGGCUCUUCAGCGAAGCCUGCCGUGAAAGAGACUUCUGGAAACAGCCAAUCUGGGUCCUCUGAGACGAAGACUACGACGACCACUACUAAGUCUGGCUCAUCAGUUGAACCUGCCGUAAAAGUCGUUUCCGGAAACAGCCAAUCUGGAUCCUCUGAGACGAAGACUACGACGACCACUGUCACUAAGAAAACUAGCCCAUCAGUUGAGCCUGCCGUGAAAGUUGUUUCCGGAAACAGCCAAUCUGGGUCCUCUGAGACGAAGACUACGACGACCACUACUAAGUCUGGCUCAUCAGUUGAACCUGCCGUAAAAGUCGUUUCCGGAAACAACCAGACUGGAUCCUCGUCAACGACUACCACAACCACUGUCACUAAGAAAACUGGCCCAUCAGUUGAACCUGCCGUGAAAGUCGUUUCCGGAAACAGCCAAUCUGGGUCCUCUGAGACGAAGACUACGACGACCACUACUAAGUCUGGCUCAUCAGUUGAACCUGCCGUAAAAGUCGUUUCCGGAAACAGCCAAUCUGGAUCCUCUGAGACGAAGACUACGACGACCACUGUCACUAAGAAAACUGGCCCAUCAGUUGAACCUGCCGUGAAAGUCGUUUCCGGAAACAGCCAAUCUGGGUCCUCUGAGACGAAGACUACGACGACCACUACUAAGUCUGGCUCAUCAGCGAAGCCAGCCGUGAAACUCGUUACCGGAAACAGUCAGUCUGGGUCCUCUGAGACGAAGACUACGACAACCACUGUCACUAAGAAAACUGGCCCAUCAGUUGAACCUGCCGUGAAAGUCGUUUCCGGAAACAGCCAAUCCGGGUCCUCGGAGACGAAGACUACGACGACCACUACUAAGUCUGGCUCUUCAGCGAAGCCUGCCGUGAAAGAGACUUCUGAAAAAACCCAAUCUGGAUCCUCGUCAACGACUACCACAGCCACUGUCACUAAGAAAACUGGCUCAUCAGUUGAACCUACCGUGAAAGUCGUUUCCGGAAACAGCCAAUCUGGGUCCUCUGAGACGAAGACUACGACGACCACUACUAAGUCUGGCUCAUCAGUUGAACCUGCCGUGAAAGUCGUUUCCGGAAACAGCCAAUCUGGGUCCUCUGAGACGAAGACUACGACGACCACUACUAAGUCUGGCUCAUCAGUUGAACCUGCCGUAAAAGUCGUUUCCGGAAACAACCAGACUGGAUCCUCGUCAACGACUACCACAACCACUGUCACUAAGAAAACUGGCCCAUCAGUUGAACCUGCCGUGAAAGUCGUUUCCGGAAACAGCCAAUCUGGGUCCUCUGAGACGAAGACUACGACGACCACUACUAAGUCUGGCUCAUCAGUUGAACCUGCCGUGAAAGUCGUUUCCGGAAACAGCCAAUCCGGGUCCUCGGAGACGAAGACUACGACGACCACUGUCACUAAGAAAACUGGCCCAUCAGUUGCACCUACCGUGAAAGUCGUUUCCGGAAACAGCCAAUCUGGAUCCUCCGAGACGAAGACUACGACGACCACUACUAAGUCUGGCUCUUCAGCGAAGCCUGCCGUGAAAGAGACUUCUGGAAACAGCCAAUCUGGGUCCUCUGAGACGAAGACUACGACGACCACUACUAAGUCUGACUCUUCAGCGAAACCUGCCGUGAAAGUCGUUACCGGAAACAGUAAGUCUGUGUCCUCUGAGACGAAGACUACGACGACCACUGUCUUUAAGAAAACUGGCCCAUCAGUUGAACCUACCGUGAAAGUCGUUUCCGGAAACAGCCAAUCUGGAUCCUCUGAGACGAAGACUACGACGACCACUACUAAGUCUGGCUCUUCAGCGAAGCCUGCCGUGAAAGAGACUUCUGGAAACAGCCAAUCUGGGUCCUCUGAGACGAAGACUACGACGACCACUACUAAGUCUGGCUCAUCAGCGAAGCCUGCCGUGAAAGAGACUUCUGGAAAAACCCAAUCUGGAUCCUCGACAACGACAACCACCACCACUGUCACUAAGAAAACUGGCCCAUCAGUUGAACCUGCCGUGAAAGUCGUUUCCGGAAACAGCCAAUCUGGGUUCUCUGAGACGAAGACUACGACGACCACUACUAAGUCUGGCUCAUCAGCGAAGCCUGCCGUGAAAGAGAAUUCUGGAAACAGCCAAUCUGGAUCCUCUGAGACGAAGACUACGACGACCACUACUAAGUCUGGCUCUUCAGCGAAGCCUGCCGUGAAAAAGACUUCUGGAAACAGCCAAUCUGGAUUCUCAGAGACCAAAACCACCACUACUACUACUAAGUCUGGCUCAUCAGCGAAGCCUGCCGUAAAUGUCGUUUCCGGAAACAGCCAAUCUGGAUCCUCUGAGACGAAGACUACGACGACCACUACUAAGUCUGGCUCUUCAGCGAAGCCUGCCGUGAAAGAGACUUCUGGAAACAGCCAAUCUGGGUCCUCUGAGACGAAGACUACGACGACCACUACUAAGUCUGACUCUUCAGCGAAACCUGCCGUGAAAGUCGUUACCGGAAACAGUCAGUCUGUGUCCUCUGAGACGAAGACUACGACGACCACUGUCUUUAAGAAAACUGGCCCAUCAGUUGAACCUACCGUGAAAGUCGUUUCCGGAAACAGCCAAUCUGGAUCCUCUGAGACGAAGACUACGACGACCACUACUAAGUCUGGCUCUUCAGCGAAGCCUGCCGUGAAAGAGACUUCUGGAAACAGCCAAUCUGGGUCCUCUGAGACGAAGACUACGACGACCACUACUAAGUCUGGCUCAUCAGCGAAGCCUGCCGUGAAAGAGACUUCUGGAAAAACCCAAUCUGGAUCCUCGACAACGACAACCACCACCACUGUCACUAAGAAAACUGGCCCAUCAGUUGAACCUGCCGUGAAAGUCGUUUCCGGAAACAGCCAAUCUGGGUUCUCUGAGACGAAGACUACGACGACCACUACUAAGUCUGGCUCAUCAGCGAAGCCUGCCGUGAAAGAGACUUCUGGAAAAACCCAAUCUGGAUCCUCGACAACGACAACCACCACCACUGUCACUAAGAAAACUGGCCCAUCAGUUGAACCUGCCGUGAAAGUCGUUUCCGGAAACAGCCAAUCUGGGUUCUCUGAGACGAAGACUACGACGACCACUACUAAGUCUGGCUCUUCAGCGAAGCCUGCCGUGAAAGAGACUUCUGGAAACAGCCAAUCUGGAUCCUCGACAACGACUACCACAACCACUGCCACUAAGAAAACUGGCUCAUCAGUUGAACCUACCGUGAAAGUCGUUUCCGGAAACAGCCAAUCUGGGUUCUCUGAGACGAAGACUACGACGACCACUACUAAGUCUGGCUCAUCAGCGAAGCCUGCCGUAAAUGUCGUUUCCGGAAACAGCCAAUCUGGAUCCUCUGAGACGAAGACUACGACGACCACUACUAAGUCUGGCUCAUCAGCGAAGCCAGCCGUGAAUGUCGUUUCCGGAAACAGCCAAUCUGGAUCCUCUGAGACGAAGACUACGACGACCACUACUAAGUCUGGCUCAUCAGCGAAGCCUGCCGUAAAAGAGACUUCUGGAAACAGCCAAUCUGGAUCCUCGACAACGACUACCACAACCACUGCCACUAAGAAAACUGGCUCAUCAGUUGAACCUACCGUGAAAGUCGUUUCCGGAAACAGCCAAUCUGGGUUCUCUGAGACGAAGACUACGACGACCACUACUAAGUCUGGCUCAUCAGCGAAGCCUGCCGUGAAAGAGAAUUCUGGAAACAGCCAAUCUGGAUCCUCUGAGACGAAGACUACGACGACCACUACUAAGUCUGGCUCUUCAGCGAAGCCUGCCGUGAAAAAGACUUCUGGAAACAGCCAAUCUGGAUUCUCAGAGACCAAAACCACCACUACUACUACUAAGUCUGGCUCAUCAGCGAAGCCUGCCGUAAAUGUCGUUUCCGGAAACAGCCAAUCUGGAUCCUCUGAGACGAAGACUACGACGACCACUACUAAGUCUGGCUCAUCAGCGAAGGCUGCCGUGAAAGAGAAUUCUGGAAACAGCCAAUCUGGAUCCUCUGAGACGAAGACUACGACGACCACUACUAAGUCUGGCUCAUCAGCGAAGGCUGCCGUGAAAGAGAAUUCUGGAAACAGCCAAUCUGGAUCCUCUGAGACGAAGACUACGACGACCACUACUAAGUCUGGCUCUUCAGCGAAGCCUGCCGUGAAAAAGACUUCUGGAAACAGCCAAUCUGGAUUCUCAGAGACCAAAACCACCACUACUACUACUAAGUCUGGCUCAUCAGCGAAGCCUGCCGUAAAUGUCGUUUCCGGAAACAGCCAAUCUGGAUCCUCUGAGACGAAGACUACGACGACCACUACUAAGUCUGGCUCAUCAGCGAAGGCUGCCGUGAAAGAGAAUUCUGGAAACAGCCAAUCUGGAUCCUCUGAGACGAAGACUACGACGACCACUACUAAGUCUGACUCUUCAGCGAAGCCUGCCGUGAAAGUCGCUACCGGAAACAGUCAGCCUGGGUCCUCUGAGACGAAGACUACGACGACCACUACUAAGUCUGACUCUUCAGCGAAGCCUGCCGUGAAAGUCGCUACCGGAAACAGUCAGCCUGGGUCCUCUGAGACGAAGACUACGACGACCACUACUAAGUCUGGCUCUUCAGCGAAGCCUGCCGUAAAUGUCGUUUCCGGAAACAGCCAAUCUGGAUCCUCUGAGACGAAGACUACGACGACCACUACUAAGUCUGGCUCAUCAGCGAAGCCUGCCGUGAAAGAGAAUUCUGGAAACAGCCAAUCUGGAUCCUCUGAGACGAAGACUACGACGACCACUACUAAGUCUGGCUCUUCAGCGAAGCCUGCCGUGAAAGAGACUUCUGGAAACAGCCAAUCUGGAUUCUCAGAGACCAAAACCACCACUACUACUACUAAGUCUGGCUCAUCAGCGAAGCCUGCCGCAAAUGUCGUUUCCGGAAACAGCCAAUCUGGAUCCUCUGAGACGAAGACUACGACGACCACUACUAAGUCUGACUCUUCAACGAAGCCUGCCGUGAAAGUCGCUACCGGAAACAGUCAGUCUGGGUCCUCUGAGACGAAGACUACGACGACCACUACUAAGUCUGGCUCAUCAGCGAAGCCUGCCGUGAAAGAGACUUCUGGAAACAGCCAAUCUGGAUUCUCUGAGACAAAAACCACCACUACUACUACUAAGUCUGGCUCUUCAGCGAAGCCUGCCGUAAAUGUCGUUACCGGAAACAGUCAGUCUGGGUCCUCUGAGACGAAGACUACGACGACCACUGUCACUAAGAAAACUGGCCCAUCAGUUGAACCUGCCGUGAAAGUCGUUUCCGGAAACAGCCAAUCUGGAUCCUCUGAGACGAAGACUACGACGACCACUACUAAGUCUGGCUCUUCAGCGAAGCCUGCCGUGAAAGAGACUUCUGGAAACAGCCAAUCUGGAUCCUCGACAACGACUACCACAACCACUGUCACUAAGAAAACUGGCCCAUCAGUUGAACCUGCCGUGAAAGUCGUUUCCGGAAACAGCCAAUCUGGAUCCUCUGAGACGAAGACUACGACGACCACUGUCACUAAGAAAACUGGCCCAUCAGUUGAACCUGCCGUGAAAGUCGUUUCCGGAAACAGUCAGUCUGGGUCCUCUGAGACGAAGACUACGACGACCACUACUAAGUCUGGCUCUUCAGCGAAGGCUGCCGUGAAAGAGACUUCUGGAAGCAGCCAAUCUGGGUCCUCUGAGACGAAGACUACGACGACCACUACUAAGUCUAACUCUUCAGCGAAACCUGCCGUGAAAGAGACUUCUGGAAACAGCCAAUCUGGAUCAUCGACAACGACUACCACAACCACUGUCACUAAGAAAACUGGCCCAUCAGUUGAACCUGCCGUGAAAGUCGUUUCCGGAAACAGUCAGUCUGGGUCCUCUGAGACGAAGACUACGACGACCACUACUAAGUCUGGCUCUUCAGCGAAGGCUGCCGUGAAAGAGACUUCUGGAAGCAGCCAAUCUGGGUCCUCUGAGACGAAGACUACGACGACCACUACUAAGUCUGACUCUUCAGCGAAACCUGCCGUGAAAGUCGUUACCGGAAACAGUCAGUCUGGGUCCUCUGAGACGAAGACUACGACGACCACUGUCACUAAGAAAACUGGCCCAUCAGUUGAACCUGCCGUGAAAGUCGUUUCCGGAAACAGCCAAUCUGGAUUCUCGGAGACGAAGACUACGACGACCACUGUCACUAAGAAAACUGGCCCAUCAGUUGUGCCUGCCGUGAAAGUCGUUUCCGGAAACAGUCAAUCUGGGUCCUCUGAGACGAAGACUACGACGACCACUACUAAGUCUGGCUCUUCACCGAAGCCUGCCGUGAAAGAGACUUCUGGAAACAGCCAAUCUGGAUCCUCUGAGACGAAGACUACGACGACCACUACUAAGUCUGGCUCUUCAGCGAAGGCUGCCGUGAAAGAGACUUCUGGAAACAGCCAAUCUGGAUCCUCUGAGACGAAGACUACGACGACCACUACUAAGUCUGACUCUUCAGCGAAGCCUGCCGUGAAAGUCGAUACCGGAAACAGUCAGUCUGGGUCCUCUGAGACGAAGACUACGACGACCACUGUCACUAAGAAAACUGGCCCAUCAGUUGAACCUGCCGUGAAAGUCGUUUCCGGAAACAGCCAAUCUGGAUCCUCGGAGACGAAGACUACGACGACCACUGUCACUAAGAAAACUGGCCCAUCAGUUGAGCCUGCCGUGAAAGUCGUUUCCGGAAACAGUCAAUCUGGGUCCUCUGAGACGAAGACUACGACGACCACUACUAAGUCUGGCUCUUCACCGAAGCCUGCCGUGAAAGAGGCUUCUGGAAACAGCCAAUCUGGAUCCUCUGAGACGAAGACUACGACGACCACUACUAAGUCUGGCUCUUCAGCGAAGGCUGCCGUGAAAGAGACUUCUGGAAACAGCCAAUCUGGAUCCUCUCAGACGAAGACUACGACGACCACUACUAAGUCUGGCUCUUCAGCGAAGCCUGCCGUGAAAGUCGUUACCGGAAACAGUCAGUCUGGGUCCUCUGAGACGAAGACUACGACGACCACUGUCACUAAGAAAACUGGCCCAUCAGUUGAACCUGCCGUGAAAGUCGUUUCCGGAAACAGUCAGUCUGGGUCCUCUGAGACGAAGACUACGACGACCACUGUCACUAAGAAAACUGGCCCAUCAGUUGAACCUGCCGUGAAAGUCGUUUCCGGAAACAGCCAAUCUGGAUCCUCGGAGACGAAGACUACGACGACCACUGUCACUAAGAAAACUGGCCCAUCAGUUGAGCCUGCCGUGAAAGUCGUUUCCGGAAACAGUCAAUCUGGGUCCUCUGAGACGAAGACUACGACGACCACUACUAAGUCUGGCUCUUCACCGAAGCCUGCCGUGAAAGAGGCUUCUGGAAACAGCCAAUCUGGAUCCUCUGAGACGAAGACUACGACGACCACUACUAAGUCUGGCUCUUCAGCGAAGGCUGCCGUGAAAGAGACUUCUGGAAACAGCCAAUCUGGAUCCUCUGAGACGAAGACUACGACGACCACUACUAAGUCUGGCUCUUCAGCGAAGCCUGCCGUGAAAGUCGUUACCGGAAACAGUCAGUCUGGGUCCUCUGAGACGAAGACUACGACGACCACUGUCACUAAGAAAACUGGCCCAUCAGUUGAACCUGCCGUGAAAGUCGUUUCCGGAAACAGCCAAUCUGGAUCCUCGGAGACGAAGACUACGACGACCACUGUCACUAAGAAAACUGGCCCAUCAGUUGAGCCUGCCGUGAAAGUCGCUACCGGAAACAGUCAGUCUGGGUCCUCUGAGACGAAGACUACGACGACCACUACUAAGUCUGGCUCUUCAGCGAAGGCUGCCGUGAAAGAGACUUCUGGAAACAGCCAAUCUGGAUCCUCUGAGACGAAGACUACCACGACCACUACUAAGUCUGGCUCUUCUGCGAAGCCUGCCGUGAAAGUGAUAUCUGGAAACAGCCAAUCUGGAUCCUCUUCAACAACAACUACUACGACUACUAAAAAAACUGUCACAUUAGUUGAUCCCGUCGUGAAAGUAAUUUUAGGAGAGACUACCUCCGGAAACAUUAAGUCUGGCUCCCUUUCAACGUCGAAAACAACAACAACUAAGAAAACUACCGCAUCAGUCGAGCCCGUUGUAACGGUAAUUUCCAGAGACACCAAUAUCGAAAAUAGUCAAUCUGGAUCUACUACAAAAGUUAAUGAUGACGCCCGAAGUAAGACAGAUGUGUUUGGGUCUAGUUUAAUAGAUACCCAGCCUGUUUUGCCAGGACUUAUUGGUAAAGUUAUUGAAAGGGGUCAAAGAUCCGUUGAAUCAGGAAGAGCUCAUAUUAAAGCUGGAAAGUUCGCGGUUCGAGGUGGCGCACGUUACGGUAUAGGACAAUAUCCCUACUGGUGGGGAACACAGGAUCAAUGGAUAGGAGCCAGACCGGCAUGGGGUUAUUAUGGAAAUGGAUGGGGCGCCAAUGUUUGGAAUGGUCAAUAUGUUAACUAAUAUUUUUGGUCCUUUUUAAAUCAAAUGUUGACAGCUCUGUUAUUCUAAACUUAUCAAAUAUAUAUACAUAUGUGCAAAUCAA
Drosophila mojavensis is the source of this 9702-nucleotide messenger RNA. RefSeq names its product serine-rich adhesin for platelets. The coding region runs from base 42 to 9620 and encodes 3192 amino acids. NCBI's taxonomy places the organism in Eukaryota, Metazoa, Arthropoda, Insecta, Diptera, Drosophilidae. Gene Ontology annotation, cellular component: plasma membrane. The record is from RefSeq and is a predicted model, not a curated record. The transcript has a single exon.